AUGGAGCAAUUCAACAAGGCUAUCGAUACUCUACUCCACCAUGAUACAAGCUCGAGGAGCCUUCAUGGCCUUGUUUGUAUUGUGUGUGACAGGUUCAUGAAACCCAAAGAAGCCCGUAAGAUAAGACUGAAUACUUUUCAAAAGUACUGCGAGUUUGCAUGCCUGAAGGGAGAUCCCGACCUGCCAAUGAGCCUACGAAACAGCUACAAGACAGAGGUACCUGGAAAUGAAAAGGCAACACACAAGCUCCAGAAAUGCUUGCUGUCUCCACGAAGCAAAAUUAAAACAACCUACAAUGCAAAUGGGGGAAGAAGUGAUCAGGUCAUGUGUUGUAUUGAUUGUAAAGGUGAAUUGACACCACGCAAACUGAAGAGAGGAGAGCUUCCAAGGUUUGCCAUUGCCAACAAUAUGGCAGUUGGAAAGGCUCCUCCCUGUUUGGAAAAAUUGAAUGAGAUUGAGCUUGCUCUAAUCUCUCAAGCGAGAUUCAGAGGGCAUUUGUUUACUUAUUGGGGAGGGUGUCAUCGAUCCAUUCGAGGUUUUCACAGUUUCUACUAUGAAGUGGAUCCAAGCCAUACCAUGGGCGUGCUGGAAACUGUGGGUGAACUGACACAAUCAGAAAACAUUGCAGUAGUCCUGUCCGGUCCAUUCACUCCACAGCAAAAAGCAAAUGUCAUGAGAAAAGCAACAAUAAACAUUCAGUACUGUAUAGAUGCUUUUAACUGGCUUAAACAAAACAAUUGCCUCUAUCAUGAUGCUGAAUUUCCUUCAGAUCUGCCGACCCCUGUCAUUAUUGACAACUCUCAUAGCGUUGAAUCAGACAACACUGAUAUUGAGAUCAAAGAAGAGAUUAAUGUUGUGUUUCCAGAUGGAAGCAUUCAAACUGCUGGGUGUUGCAGCAAAGAGGAAUUCAACAAAGCUCUGGCAGACAUACGGGGCAAGUGUGGCAAUGCCAUUCCAUACGUAACUUCUCGACCAUCCGCAAAAAUAUUGAAGGACUACAAGGAUGAGACUUUGAUGCGUGCCUUCCCCCUUCAAUUCCCUUAUGGAUAUGGAUGCCACAGCGAUUUCAAUGUGAAGGUCUCGACCAGUGGUUACCUGAAACAGCUCCUCUCACUCUCCAUCCCAGCCUUUCAUGAGGCUUGUUUUGUUCUUGUUGUGCACAACAUUUUUGAACGAUCAAGGGCAUUGAAUGGAGCUUUAUGGAGAGUCAAUGGAGGGAGAGAAAAGUGUGACGUGAGUGAGGAAGAUUUGAAUGAUGCAAUCGCCAGAAAACUGAAUGGCCUACCGCCUGUAAAAAGCAGUGGGGGGGGAUAA
Messenger RNA from Seminavis robusta, 1314 nucleotides. Lineage: Eukaryota; Bacillariophyta; Bacillariophyceae; Naviculales; Naviculaceae. The record is from the annotation of a GenBank genome assembly.